Molecule: messenger RNA, 2293 nt
Organism: Telopea speciosissima
Lineage: Eukaryota; Viridiplantae; Streptophyta; Magnoliopsida; Proteales; Proteaceae
Product: AP-5 complex subunit mu
Exons: 8
Coding region: 82-1974 (630 amino acids)
Biological process (GO): endosomal transport
Cellular component (GO): cytosol; late endosome; lysosome
Source: RefSeq, a predicted model, not a curated record
UACAGGCAACUUCAUUGCUGAUCCUUCGUUUCAUCUCUUUGCUUCAAAAUCCGAUAGCAUUCGAGGGGUGGGGGAAAAGCCAUGCUUGGUUGUAGCAUCAGAGCUCUCUGGAUCCUCAAUAGCCAAGAUACCGUCGUCUUCUCUAGGAGGUUCUCGGUAGUUGAGAGGCAGUGGCGAUUAGCUUGUAAGAGAGACAAUGAGACAUCUGGGCCGGAGAGUCUAGAGUACAGCAUGUUACCGUUACUUCCAACUGAUUCAGAGUUUGUUGCUGCUUUUGUGGAGAGAAAGACGAGAGAAGGUUCUGCCCGUGGUUUUGGUGUACGUGUCAGUCAGUCAGCUGAAGGAUCAGAUUCCUGGGUUGAUGAUCCUAUUACACGUCAUAUUAUCAGCCUUCAAAUCAAUAAAGAUGAGGAAGGGGAGACUUUUUUGUUAUGGCCAUUGGUUUUGCAUGUAAAGGGCCACUACUACAUUCUUGUGUUACCUUUGGUUGAACCCUCCCAUUUAAAAGCAUAUGAAAGGAUGUGUAAAAAAUCCGAUUGUGGAACUUCUGUUGGCGAAGAGGAAAGUCUAUCAUCCCUCCUGCUUGAUCUUCCUUGCAUCACAGGUGCAUUUAUGGUGGCACAUGCUAUUGGCGAUGUAAUCACGGGUGAUUUUGUGGAACCUGAGGUGAUUGUGAGUGCAGCUCCUUCAGUGGGAGGAUUGCUGGAUUCUUUAACUGGCAAUUUAGGGAUAUCAGGAAUUUCUGCUAGAUCAAAACCCGUGGCUGCACCUGUUGCAAAUUCCACUUCUUCAGGCACUACUGUGACUGGAUCUGUCGCAUCAGAUGCUCCAAAAAGUGGUUCAAGGCCCGUUGACAAAGAUGCGCUUCUCUCUUUUAUAAGUAGCGCAAUGCCCUUUGGGACACCUUUGGACCUCAACUUCUCCAACAUUUCUGCUGUUAAGGCGAAUGGCUUUUCUUCAUCAGAUUUGCCUCCUUCAGACCUUAAGCAACCAGCAUGGAAGCCAUAUCUAUACAAAGGAAAGCAACGAAUAUUGUUCACAAUUCAUGAAACAGUCUAUGCAGCAAUGUAUGAUCGGGAUGAAAUUCCAGAUAUUAUAUCAAUUUCAGGUCAAGUAAACUGCAGAGCAGAGUUAGAAGGAUUGCCUGAUGUGUCGUUCCCUUUGGCAGGCUUGAAUACUGCUCAGUUAGAAGUUUUGUCAUUCCAUCCUUGUGCUCAAGUCCCUGAACAAGGUGUUGAUAAGCAGUCAGUGAUGUUUUCACCACCACUUGGAAAUUUUAGUUUAAUGCGUUAUCAGGCCUUAUGCGGAAUUGGACCUCCAAUAAAAGGAUUCUAUCAGCUUUCAAUGGUUUCUGAAGAUGAAGGUGCAUUCUUAUUCAAGUUGUCCUUGAUGGAAGGUUACAAGGCCCCGCUAACUAUGGAGUUUUGUUCUGUGACUAUGCCUUUUCCUAGGAGAAAAAUUGUAUCAUUUGAUGGCAAUCCUUCUAUUGGGACAGUUUCAUCAGCAGAGCAUUCGGUUGAAUGGAAAAUCAUAACUGCUGGACGGGGUGUUACUGGGAAAAGUAUUGAAGCAACUUUUCCAGGAACGAUAAAGUUUGCACCAAGGCAAGCUCAAAGGCUCCCUUCCUUGUCUGGGUCAGUUCAAGGGAGUAUAGAGGAAGAAGAUAGUGACAUUGAAUCAGAAAGUUCUAGUAAUAUGGUAAAUGUGGAGGAAUUCUUAUUGGAGAAAAUGAACAAGGAUCUCCCGGCUGUUGAUUUAGAAGAACCAUUUUGCUGGCAGGCAUACAAUUAUGCAAAAGUGUCUUUUAAGAUUGUGGGAGCAACACUUUCAGGAAUGUCGAUUGAUCCAAAAUCGGUGAGCAUUUAUCCAUCUGUUAAAGCACCGGUGGAAUUCUCAACUCAGGUUUUUUCUGGAGAUUAUAUUUUGUGGAAUACUUUGGGAAAAUGCCCAGUUGCUGCGUUGCCAAAAGCAUAGGUAGGAUGGAGAGUAGAAAGCAAGACAGAUUCAUGUGCUAAUUGGAGGAGUUGGUUUUGCGUUGAUUGAUUAAAUGUCCUCAUCCCCUUUAUGUUCUGAGCGUGUGUGAGCCUAACAGGAGGGCAUCUCAAUGGCUUGAUCCGUGUGUUGCAGCAGCUGCAAGAACCAUGCGUACGAGGAGAUCUCAUGUGGUACUAUUCCUGUCAUAAAAGUCCAGACUCAACUGAAUCGUGAAAUAAAAGAAUUAGAGAAGGCUCCCGCAGUUUGUGUGUGCUCAACUUCAUUGUAUCAACGGGAAAUUUAAAAAGCCUUGUGGUAC